Molecule: messenger RNA, 2238 nt
Organism: Caenorhabditis angaria
Lineage: Eukaryota; Metazoa; Nematoda; Chromadorea; Rhabditida; Rhabditidae
Source: the annotation of a GenBank genome assembly
AUGCAAAACUCAUUGGUUUUUGGAUUGGUGAGCUUGGUGGCUUUUUUGAUGGCCGAACAAAACUAUGGGCAACAAUUGUAUCAAUAUCAGGUGAGGAUUUUCUAGCUGGUUGAGACAAAAAAUUAGUUGUAGUUGUAUAGUGAGCCCUAAUAUGUUUUUUUUUAGAAUUCCUACGGUAUAUACUUUUCUAAAAAUCUUGGGUAUCAAAAAUAAUGAGAGGUUAUGAGUUCUAAGAAGUACUUAUCUAAAGUUUGCAUAAGUCUAAACCUGAUAUUAUCAAUCACAAAAACAGCCGAAAAUUAUGAGCUCAAAGUUUCAAAACAAACAUUUUGGAUUUCUAUGACUCAAAAAUUUUAUAUCAUCAUCAUAUCCCAAGAUUAUCACAGAAAACAGGAUUAAUUAUUCCGCUGGUUGAGAAAAAAAAGUUUUAUAUCUUGCAUUUUUGUAGUUGUAUAGUUCUAAAAAAUGUGUUUUACUUCUUUUUUUUUUAGAAUUUUCGAAGCAGUUAUAUGCACACAUUCUAGAUAAGGAACAUAAUAAUAUAAUUAUGGGCAUCAAAGCAUAAUAACUGGUUUCAGGUUUCUCAGAAACCUGAAGUUAACACAAGUCUCUAAAAAACUCUAAAUUUUCCUCGUCAUCCAUUUUUGUUCCAAGAUGUUUGCACUUUCUCAUUUUUGAUUUCUAAAAAAAAUCUAAUUAUGAAAACUGAAGAGUGUCAUUUUCAGUGAAACUUUCAUAUUAUUUUUUGAAUAACAAAAAAGUUGUCGGGAAAAAAUCUGAAUUUCAGAUGACUGCCUCGACAUCAUUUCCCAAAAGAAAAUAUGAUUAAUAUUCAGAUGAUCAUCUACUAGAAAACAACAAAAACUUUGAAUGGAGAAAUGGAGUUUUUGUGAAAAUUAUUACUCCUUUGGGAUAAAUUAGGAGGGUAAAAAUAGUAACAAUGAGAAAGAAACUUUGUUUGACUGACAAGGGAAGAUUUCAGAAUAAUCUUUCUCAGGCUAAAACAGAAGUUUGAAUAUUUUUUCAGUCAAAAUUCUCUCCACUCCAAUACAAACGUCACAUCUCACCAUCAUACGACGUUGAAGUCGGAGCCGGAAACAUGAAAAAUUUGUUCUCAAUCGGAAAACGACAACUCUCACCAGCAUACGAUAUGGCUGUAAACGCUGGAAACAUGCGGACACUUUUGGAUGUCGGAAAACGACAAGUUUCAGUUGCCAAUGAGAUCGGAGAUCAAAUCCAGGUUUGAAUUUUUGAUCGGGGAAUAUUUAUUUAUAUUUAUAUUUUUUCUAUUUUGAUUUGCAUUUAUUUCAUAGAAAAUAAUAUUAAUUAUUAUUAUUAUUGCAAAUUGUGCAGGAAAAAAAUAAUUAUAAAAACCAAGACAUCACUAAUUAAUUUCUAGAAUUGUGUAGAUUUGAAAAAGGGCAAGUGAUUCUUUUCCUGUUUUUGAGAUUUUGGAGGUUUUGUUGAAAAGAAGAGAAGUGUAACCUGAUUUUCUUUGAAUACGAACUUUAAAUCUACUUACUUCUUUUAUAAAAUAAGAAUGAGGAAUGUUGCAACAAAGGAUAAGGGGAAAUGUCUGCUUGGCCUGAGCCUUGUUUCAAACCUUUUUUCUACGUGAGAAUUCUGAAUACUGAAAUUCAAAUAAGAUUGCAUUAAUUCAAUGUUCCCAUUUCCUCAAUGAAAAAAAAGAGCUCAACAACAAUAAAAACAAGCAUAAAUUACACUUUAAGCACUAAAAUUUAAUUUUCCUCAUCUCAUUUUAUCUCAUUCCAUUUCCAGAACCGAAAAUAGCAAAGAGAUGGGUGAUCUUUAUUCGCCGCACAUAAAACGUACUACAAUUAUUUUCAUAAACAAAGUUGAUAUCAUUUUAUUUCUUGAGUUCAAAUUGUAGGGUAUGGAAAUUGAUAGUUUUGAGUAAGACAGGAGAAAGGAAGUAAAUUAUGGUGUGAAAAUUGUAAUAAAAUAUGAUGUCGUAUAGGUGGUAAAUAGAUAUUGUUUUGGGGGAGCUCAAGAACCGGACCAAAGACAGAAGUUUUUAAGUUGUCCGAUUUUACACCAAGAUCUUAGCAGAAGUGUUUGUCCAGAACUCUCAGCUUACCUUCUCCAAAAAAUGCAUUUUUCCAGAUGUACAACCGACUUUUUGAUGCUGGAAAGAAAAGAUCAGCAAUCUCGCCAGCCUACAACUUCCAAUCCUCAAUGGGACUUUCGGAUGCACUCGAACAAGCUGGACGACGAUAA